Molecule: messenger RNA, 1050 nt
Organism: Brassica oleracea var. oleracea
Lineage: Eukaryota; Viridiplantae; Streptophyta; Magnoliopsida; Brassicales; Brassicaceae
Exons: 5
Coding region: 1-1050 (349 amino acids)
Biological process (GO): DNA integration
Molecular function (GO): nucleic acid binding
Source: RefSeq, a predicted model, not a curated record
AUGGGACACUUUGGUGUGGCUAAAACUUACAGUAUACUAAAGGAGCACUUCUACUUGCCGAGCAUGAAGAAAGACAUUAAGAGAGUAUGCAGCAGGACUAGGAAAGGAAGAGACUCGAUCUUUGUGGUUGUUGAUAGGUUCUCUAAGAUGCCUCACUUCAUUGCUUAUCACAAAACUGAUAAUGCUCUCAUCAUUGCUGAUUUGUUCUUUAGAGAUGUUGUUAGACUGCAUGGGAUGCCUAGGACUAUAGUGUCUGAUAGAGAUACCAAAUUCUUGAGUCAUUUCUGGAAAACAUUGUGGUCAAAUCUAGGAACUAAGUUGUUGUUCUCUACUACUUGUCAUCUACAAACUGAUAGACAAACUGAGGUAGUUAAUAGGACUCUAGCUACUCUUUUGCGUGCUAUGAUUAAGAAGAACAUUAAAACUUGGGAACAUGUAGACUUUGCUUACAAUUACUCUGCCGACAAGGUCAAGGCCGAGUUUUUUGUGUCUUUGCAUGAUCAGGUUAAGAAGAAUAUUGAGGAGAGGACGAAGGAGUAUGCUAAAUAUGCAAAAGGGGCAGGCAAAGGUUUCCUGUGGAAAGGAAGGCUUCCUGUGGAAAGAAAGUCUAAGCUAUUGCCAAGGGCUUACAAGAUAGAUCUACAAGAUCAUUUGGAUUUGAAGUCAAAUCCUUUUAAAGGAGGAGGGGAUGAUGCAACCAUGACUGAACUAGAAGCUGAUAUGGAGCUGGACGAGCUGGAGGAGACUGACACUGAACAAGGAGCUGGAAAGGAGCUGAAUGAGAGUGACACUGAAGAGGAGCUAGAUGAGCUGAACCAGAGUGAUACUCAAAGCGUGAUGGACCUAGCCAGAGCUGAUGGAUUUCGGCCCAAUCUUUCUCAUGAAUCAGAUGCAACUUAUGAAGCCCAAACCAAAGAAGACAAGGAUUCAUUCUCACUGUCUAAAGGCCCAGUUACAAGAUCACAAACCAGGAAUCUGAGGAAGGCAAUCUCGACAUGGUUUACUCCAAACCAGAGCCACUUGCAACCGGAAAACAAGAGAACCAGUUAA